AUUUCUUUCUCUCUCAGGUACCAGUGCAACAACAGAAGUCACACAACCGAAACCAUCCUCCCGAAGCCUACGUUCAAUUAGUGAAUCAUUGGAAGCUCCUUCCUCAGGUCAACUGGUAACAACCCAACAUCUGCAAUUUUCCUCUUCCUCAAGUCCCGGUACACCAAAGGAAGAUAAAGAAGUUCCACUUUCCUCCUUCAGGCCAAGUUCAACCAAAGGAUCUAUGGAAGACCCAAUUUCCUCAGGCUCACAUGCAUUCAGCAAAUCUGUGCAAUUUCCCUCAUUCUCAGGCUCAAGUGUACCAACAGAAGUCACAGAAGUUAUCCCUGCCUCACUCCAUCUAAAUCUUUAUGAUUUAGAAUCCACUGAAGCUCCCCUCUUAUUAAGUCAAUCUGCAAUGAGUAAAUCCACACAAUUUCCCUCCUUAGAGGGACUAAAUGUAACAGUAGAAGUUCCUUGCUCACCCAGGCUAAGUUCAAGGAGCGAAUCCAUAGAAGCUCCUCCUCCUACUGGCCUACAUACAAUGAACAAGUCAGCGCAAGUUCUAUCUUUCUCUCGCUUAAAUUUAUCACUGGAAUCUACCAAACAUUCAUCUUUAUUGGAUUUAAUUUCACAAAGCAAAACUAUGCAAGCACCAAGUUUGUUUCAGCCAAAUUCACCUCUUCAAACUAUGGCACUCAGUAAAGUGAGUAAAUCUGAGCAAGGUACUCCUUUUAUGAAUCUAAACAGGUCUACUGCAUACACCCAAGUUCCUUCUUUCUCUGAUAUAAUUCCAAUGAGUAAUUAUGUGGGAUUUUCCUCGGGCCCAAGUUCACAAGAAGAAUUUCCAAAUGGAGCCACUUCCUCCAAUCUAACUUCAAAGAAAGAAACCAUAAAGGUUCUCUCUUCUGAUACAAGGUCAUUGAGAGAAUGUCCCUCUUUCUCAGACCCAAUUCAUGCUAACAAACAUACACAACUCUCUUCUCUUUCUGACCCAAUUUCACUGAGUGUCCAUACAAAAGAAGCUCCCUCUCCUUCAGUUACUGAAUUAUUAAAAGAAGCCAUACAAGUUCCCAAUUUGUUUGAUAAAACUUCACCAAGAAAAGCAACAUAUGUUCCCUCUUCUUCCAAUACUGUUUUAGUGACCAAAAACAUGCCAAUUUCUUCUUUCUCUGAUCUAAAUUCAUCAACUCUUGACAAAAAAGAAGUCAUGUCUUUCCAAAGUCCAUUUUCAUACAAAGAAGCCAUGCAAGUUCCUGAUUUCUCACACACAGGAUCACCACAGGAAGUCAUUCAAGCUCCUUCAAGCUACCAUGCCAUCUCAGUCAGUAAAUCCACACAAGUUCCUAUUUUCUCUGACCCAAGUUCAUUGAUAGUAAGCAUACAAGAGCUUCCAACUGUCCCAAUUGUAAUUUCAUCAAGUGAAUGCAUGCCAAAUGCUGAUUUCUCUGCCACAAAUUCAAAUCAGGAGGUCUUCCAAGUUCUCUCUAUCAGCCAUUCUGUUUCAGCAAGCAAGUCAACACAAGCUCCUGCUUCCUCUGAUCCAAGAUCAUCAAUGAUCAUCGGAGAAGUUAUGUCAUCCCGAGGUCCACUGUCAAAAGGAGAAUCCAUGGAAGUUUCUGAUUUCUCUGACACAGGAUCACCAGAUGAACCCAUUCAAGAUUCCCUGAACUAUGCUACUACAGCAAGAAAAUCCACACAACCUCUUAAAUACUCUCACUCCAGUUCAUCCACAAUACAUCCAGAAGAACUUCCAUCAAUACCACUUAUAGUUUUGUCAACAGAAUCUGCAAAAGUUCCUGACAUUUCUGCCACAACUUCUUCUCAGGAUGCCAUGGGAAUUCCCUCGAGAAUUCAGACUCUUUCAGUGAGUACAUCCACACAAGUUCCUAUUUUCUCUGAACCAAGCACGUCCACAACAUGCAUAGAAGUUUCAUCUCUCCCAGAUCUAGUUACAUCAAAGGAAUCCACACAAGUUCCUGACUCCUCGGCCAAAAGUUCUUCACAGGAUGUCAUUCAAGUUCCCUCUAGAAUUCAUAGUCUUUCAAUAAGUAAGUCUACAACAAUUCCUGGGAUGUCUCCGCUAUCCUCAACAACUGUUGGCACAGAAGAAGACAUGUCUUUCCCAGCUCCAUUUUCAUACAGAGAACCCAUGCAAGUUCCUAAUAUAUAUGACAAGAGAUCGCCACAAGAACCCAUGCAAACUCCCUCUGCCAACCUAGCUAUGGAAGUGAGCAAAUCCUCAGAAGUUCCUACUGUCUCUGAUGCAAGUACAUCCACAAGGCCUACAGAAGAAAUUCCAUCAUUCCCAGUUCCAGUUUCAUCAAAAGAAUCCAUACAACUUCCUGACUCCUCGGCCAAAAGUUCUUCUCAGGAUGUCAUUCAAGUUCCCUCUACAAUUCACACUAUUUCCAAUUCAUAG
Messenger RNA from Phascolarctos cinereus (koala), 2401 nucleotides. Lineage: Eukaryota; Metazoa; Chordata; Mammalia; Diprotodontia; Phascolarctidae. The record is from RefSeq and is a predicted model, not a curated record.